AUGUUUCUCCUGCCGGGGAUCGCCGCGUUCCCCCAGUUCCAGCGAGUGGUUGAGCUCGCGCGCCAGGGAGGCAUCGUACUAGAUCUUGGAUGCGGCCUUGGCCAGAAUCUCCGGCUCCUGGCGGCUUGUGGCGUUCCUUCCAACCAGAUGUGGGCGCUUGAUCUGAGUCCGCAGUUGUGGCGCUUGGGAUACGAGCUGUAUCGCGAUCGCGAUAGAAUGUUGGCAACUUUUAUUCCUGGCAACUUUCUCCACGAGGAUGACUGCCUUGGUCUUCGGGAGCUGUACGGUCAGGUGGAUAUCAUGAUCGCUGGGCAGUUCCUGCAUCUCUUCUCUUGGGAGGGCCAAAAACAGGCUGGCAAGCGCAUCGUGGCCCUGUCCAAGCGUGGAACGGUCUUGAUUGGAUAUCAGCAGUCACGGCGCCGAGCCCGGGAGUAUAUGCGUCCAUGGGGAAUGAUGUUCUACCACAACCGAGAUAGUUUUCUGCAGAUGUGGCGGGAAAUUUCACUUGAGACUAGCACGGACUGGAAGGUGGAAGCCACCGAGGUCGAUUUGGCGGAAUGGGGGAUGGAGGCCGAGGACACUGAAUGGAUGCCAGCAGAUCGCCAAGGGCUCAACUUUGUUCUCACCCGAGUGCAUUAG
This is a messenger RNA of Aspergillus fumigatus Af293, 639 nucleotides long. Its product is annotated as class I SAM-dependent methyltransferase. The record is from RefSeq and is a predicted model, not a curated record. The transcript has a single exon. The coding region runs from base 1 to 639 and encodes 212 amino acids. NCBI's taxonomy places the organism in Eukaryota, Fungi, Ascomycota, Eurotiomycetes, Eurotiales, Aspergillaceae.